ACAAUUUUACUUUUUGUUUCGCAGUAUACCUUUAACAUUUAUUAAAGUCUAUUUUCUUGUAUGUGUAAUAAUCAUUAAUUGUUUUUAUUUAACAUUUUCCUCAUCAUUUCAUCCGAAUCUUCUAAAUCUACUGAUUAUGUCGCUCUUCAACAUGAUUAUAUAAAGAAAAAAGCCUCAUACACCACUCUUUGUAAUUGUUAUUUUUUUUACUCUCUUAUCCUGUCACAAUCCAAUUUUAAUGAUUGUUUGCUGUUCUCUAAAGAUAUUCUUCCUUUCCAUAUCUUCUAAUAGUUCCUUCUUCUCACUGUAUUCAGAUAUUAGUUUCUAUGUGGAAUCUUGUGAACAUAUAUUUCAAAAUAACUGUUUGUAAGAUAAAAUUUUGUGUUAAUUUUCUGGACAUCUUGUAUAUCAAAGCAAUUGCAUUCAAUCAAAAAUUGAAAGUUUAUUUCUGACAAGUUCGACGAUUUGGCCGUGAGCCAAGAAUAUGUUUGACUAAAAAUAAACUUAUAAAUACAUUUUUUUAUAAGUGCUUAUUUCUAUAAGAACAAAAGUGAUCGUUGUGAUGGAAGAAUACUAUCAUGGAAGUAGAGGGUCUUCUUCGACGAGCGAUAAUGACCCCAAAGUGAAGAUUAAAGAUUGCUGUCGAAAAAUUAUAGCAUUCAUGUGUACACAAGUGGGGUUAGGUGCUUUAGUAUUUAGUUAUACUCUAGUUGGUGCUAUAAGUUUUAUGAGUCUCGAACAAAAAGGGAAUAACACGGAGCCGAAUGAAAUAAAUAAAACAAGACAGGAAUAUCUAAUAAAAUUAUACGAUGUAGCGUUGAAACAUAACAUAUUUGAUGUAAACAAUUUUUCUGAAGAUACCAAUAAAGUUCUCAAGAAUUAUCAAGAAAAAGUGGUAGAAAUUUUCAAAUAUGGUUACAGUGAAAGAUCAACUAAUGAUAUGUGGACUUUUUCUGCCGCCUUGAUGUUUUCCUUGGGUGUUAUAACUAUGAUAGGUUAUGGAAAUUUAGUACCGAAGACACCUUAUGGAAAAUUAGUUACUGUUAUUUACGCUUUAUUUGGUAUCCCUCUGUAUAUUCUUUUCUUUUUGAACGUUGGGGAUGCUUUAGCGGGAGGAUUUAGAUGGAUAUACAGAAAGUUAUACCGAUGUUCGACGCUACCAGAAGAAGAAACUGACAUCCCCAAAAGGAUAAUAGUACCUUCUAGUGCUUGUAUUUGGGUGAUGGUGAUAUACGUUCUCGCGGGUGCGGCGGUAUUUAGUGCUUGGGAAGGCUGGGGUUUUCUAGACAGCGUCUAUUUUUCGGUAACUAGUUUAUGUAAAAUAGGAAUGGGCGAUUUCGUACCGGGCGCGCAUUUCGCCAAUACCACCAAAGAACAAACCGAAGGUCAUUCGAAAUUAGUCCUAAGUUACGUGUAUAUAUUUUUCGGAUUGGGAUUAGUGGCCAUGUGCUACAAUUUAAUGAGGGAGGAAAUUCGGGAAAAAGUGAAAAAUAUCAGAGAAGAUUUCGCGCAAUGUUUGGAAGAUACCAGACUGAGGAUAGUAGAGUGUUGUAAAAAAAUUCGAGGGACUCGUGAAGAAUAUUAUUACUAAUUUUAUGUUAUCG
Diorhabda sublineata is the source of this 1604-nucleotide messenger RNA. RefSeq names its product potassium channel subfamily K member 15. NCBI's taxonomy places the organism in Eukaryota, Metazoa, Arthropoda, Insecta, Coleoptera, Chrysomelidae. The coding region runs from base 563 to 1591 and encodes 342 amino acids. The record is from RefSeq and is a predicted model, not a curated record. Gene Ontology annotation, biological process: potassium ion transmembrane transport; stabilization of membrane potential. Gene Ontology annotation, molecular function: potassium ion leak channel activity. The transcript has 2 exons. Gene Ontology annotation, cellular component: membrane.